This is a messenger RNA of Camellia sinensis, 798 nucleotides long. RefSeq lists its product as uncharacterized. Gene Ontology annotation, biological process: protein deneddylation; proteolysis. Gene Ontology annotation, molecular function: deNEDDylase activity; cysteine-type peptidase activity. The record is from RefSeq and is a predicted model, not a curated record. NCBI's taxonomy places the organism in Eukaryota, Viridiplantae, Streptophyta, Magnoliopsida, Ericales, Theaceae.
AUGAGAGCACAAAUUCAAGAAAUGCAACAAAAAUUCAUGGCUGAAUUGCGUAAAAAAGAAGAUCAAUUGAAGGAAAUGUCCACAAAAAAAACUGGCAGUCCCCAACAAAGAUCCAUGGUCAAGAGAAUCAAACAAAAAUCAAGAAAACAAGCACAUGACCCAGAUUUUGAAAACCAACCAAUGACCAAACCUAAAGAAGAUGCAAGAAACAAAACACAAAUUGCUGCUGAUGUACCCAAACCAACACAGGGUACCGAUGAAGAAAAAGAGAAGAAGAAUGACAACAAAAAAGAGGGUGCUCAUGAUGCAAAACAACAGCAGAAAGAAAAGAUGCAAGAACAUAUUGGCCAAGAGAAAGCAGUUGCUGCUGAAACAAACCCAAAAGAGCAUGCCAAUCAAAAGAAGACAAAACUUCAAGUAUUGGAAAGUGAUAAUGAUUUCCAGGAAGAAUCAAUCCCAAACAAGCCACUCGCCAUUUCAUGCCGCAAAACAAACAAGGUUUGGCAUAGCCUAUCCAAAAAAGACCAAGACCAAAUUCAACUCAUCAACAACACACAAUCAACUGCUUGUGUCUGGUCUGGCAGCGAAGAUAAAAACUGCGUAUACUUUUCAGAUAUAUGCAGAUUGACCAACAGGGAACCCUUAUAUGGGAAUGUCAUUGAUGCCUUCUCAGAAAAGCAAUUGGCACUCCAACCAACCAUUGAAGAAUUUGAGAAAAACGAUCUAGUCUUUGCAAGCAAUCCAUACGCAGGAAGAUCUUACGUUUUCUCAACACUCAUCAAUGUAAGCAAAACUUAA